Nicrophorus vespilloides is the source of this 1905-nucleotide messenger RNA. Its product is annotated as 4-coumarate--CoA ligase 1-like. Bases 78 to 1793 code for a protein of 571 amino acids. Gene Ontology annotation, molecular function: long-chain fatty acid-CoA ligase activity. Gene Ontology annotation, cellular component: mitochondrion. The record is from RefSeq and is a predicted model, not a curated record. Lineage: Eukaryota; Metazoa; Arthropoda; Insecta; Coleoptera; Silphidae. The transcript has 6 exons. Gene Ontology annotation, biological process: long-chain fatty acid metabolic process; fatty-acyl-CoA biosynthetic process.
CAUCUGCAAAAGCGUGCGGAGCGUUCUUUUUUGGUUUCACAAGAUUUGCGUGCGCGAAAGCGUGGUUAUACGACGAGAUGUCUUUGGUGGGAGCCGUUUGCAGGAACGUCCUCAGGAGGAGACCUCUUCGGAGGAUACGACAGCUGCAGGAGUUCUCGACGAUGACUACGACGAAGGAUUUCGUCGUGUCUUCUUCGGUUCCGGACGUCCACAUUCCGGAUGUCCCAGUGCACGAGUACGUCUGGAGCAACUUUGAUAGAUGGCACGAUAAAAUCGCUGUGGAAUGUGUGGAGACGAGCAAAAGGUACACGUACGCUGAUAUCCAUCGGAUGGCGCACAACUUGGCCGGUUUUCUACAGAAGAACGGAUUGGGAAAGGGCGAUACUGCCGCCAUUGUCCUUCCAAACGUGCCCGAAUAUUUCGUGGCUCUCCUCGGCAUUAUGCAAGCGGGCCUUACAAUCACAACGAUAAAUCCCAUUUACACCUCAGAUGAAAUUAAGAAACAGCUGAUGAGUGCAAAUGCCAGGAUGGUCUUCACCAUGACCGAUCUGUUUCCAACUGUGAAUACUGCCGUAAAUUGUAUUCCUAACGUUAAAGUACCUAUCGUUACCAUCAACUACACGCAGCAGCAGACGAAUCCCGCUGGAACCAUCAAAUUCGAAGAGACCUGUUCCACUCGGUACGACAUCAAGGAUCCUCGUUGGGAACCAAACGAUGUCGUCCUUCUUCCUUACUCGAGCGGCACUACGGGUCUUCCCAAAGGAGUCCAGCUCACGCACAAGAAUCUUGUCGCUAAUUACAAAUUAACUUCAGUACCUGAAUUCAAGCUCAACGUAGAUACUCACGGUGAUGUUCAAGAUGUCGUUCCUAUUAUAUUGCCGAUGUUCCAUAUGUAUGGGCUCGGCGUUGUCGGUUUGUCGAUGUUUGCUCAAGGUGUAAAAUUUACCACUCUAGCAAAAUUCAAUACACAACUCUUCUCCAAAUUACUCCACCAAUACGACCCAACACUUCUGUACAUAGUUCCACCAAUCAUUUUGAUGAUGCUGAAUAAUCCUGAAUUCGAAAUUGAGAAGAACAGAUCUUUGAGAUCUGUGGUGUCUGCUGCGGCGCCACUAGGUGCUGCGGACAUCAACCGUUUUCAGGACAGGACAAGCGACAGGAUUCACCUGUUGCAGAUCUACGGGAUGACGGAGUGCGCGCCGCUCAGCCACCACCAGUCAUUCCUCCUAAAGGAUGGCAUCAAAAUAGGUGGAAGCGGUAUCGCUCUUCCAAACACUCACUGCAAAAUUGUCAACGUCGACGACCCUGACUGCAUCGGAUUGGGUCCGAACACUAGCGGUGAGCUGCUCAUUAAAGGACCCCAAGUGAUGAAAGGUUACUAUAACAACGAUAAAGCCAACAAGGACAUAUUCGUUGGAGACGGAUGGUUGCGGACGGGCGACAUUGCACAUUACGAUGAAGACGGACACUUCUUCAUCACCGAUCGACUGAAGGAGCUGAUCAAGGUGAAGGGAUUCCAGGUGGCUCCAGCGGAACUCGAGGAGCUUCUUCGAGAUCAUCCGGACGUUAAAGAUGCUGCUGUUAUCGGUGUGCCGGACGAGAGGAGCGGCGAAGUUCCGAAAGCCUUUAUCGUGUUUCGCGACACCUCAAAGUCUUCCAUCGAAGAUCUGCACAAGUACGUCGCAGAGAAAGUUGUCAAGUACAAGCAAUUAACCGGUGGCAUCGUUGUUCUGGAUCAAAUACCCAAAACCGCAUCCGGAAAGAUUCUCAGAAGGGAAUUGAAAAAAAUGUAAAAAUUGUUUUCUCUAAAAUUCUUUAAUUAUGUAUGUUUAAAUACAAUUAGGCUUAAUGUGCAUACAUUUUAUAAAUCACUUUUGUACAAUAAACUAUAUCAUAUACUAAAAA